Necator americanus (New World hookworm) is the source of this 282-nucleotide messenger RNA. RefSeq lists its product as uncharacterized. The record is from RefSeq and is a predicted model, not a curated record. Lineage: Eukaryota; Metazoa; Nematoda; Chromadorea; Rhabditida; Ancylostomatidae. Bases 1 to 282 code for a protein of 93 amino acids. The transcript has a single exon.
AUGACGACGCUGAUCCAAGGCGGCCCAGCAACGAACUGGGCCACAAUUGCACUGCCGCCAGCUAUCGCCACGGCGGUACGUUUGGCGCGUAUGCAAAUGAGAGAAAUUAACUGGCUUUGCAGUUCGCAGCGGACGGUUUGCACCUCGUUUCAAAGUGGAUCGACGAGGAGAGAUCAGCGUAGCCAGGAGCCGGGCGAUCGACGGAUAGAUGUCGGUUAUGAGUCAACGAUGGGCAGUGGGCGAACGAACACAAAGUACAACGAAACGAAUCGACUGCGAUGA